Messenger RNA from Dioscorea cayenensis subsp. rotundata (Guinea yam), 1722 nucleotides. RefSeq names its product E3 ubiquitin-protein ligase XB3-like. The record is from RefSeq and is a predicted model, not a curated record. The coding region runs from base 75 to 1400 and encodes 441 amino acids. Lineage: Eukaryota; Viridiplantae; Streptophyta; Magnoliopsida; Dioscoreales; Dioscoreaceae. The transcript has 8 exons. Gene Ontology annotation, molecular function: protein binding.
CCCCCACUCAUGGCUCUGCUUCUUCUCCUCCUCCCCAGCCGCCGGAGUUAGCCGCCGGCGGAUCAACGGAGAAGAUGGGGCAUGGCCUGAGCUGCAGCCGCAACCCCACAGAGCUCGAGUUCUUCAUGGCCGUGCGAGCUGGGCACCUUGCGAAGGUGGAGUCUUCUCUGAGGAUUUAUCCGGACAUUCUCUACCAGACCACCAUCUAUGGCCGCCUCUCCGCCCUCCAUAUCGCUGCCGCCAAUGGCCGCCUUGAGGUUUUGUCUUUGCUUUUAAGUCGAUCUGUUCAUCCUGAUUUGCUUAAUCGGCAUAGGCAGACUCCAUUGAUGCUGGCAGCGAUGCAUGGGAAGAUAGCUUGUGUGCAAAAGUUACUUGAAGCUGGUGCCAAUAUUUUGAUGUUUGAUUCAUUGCUUGGAAGAACUUGCCUGCAUUAUGCUGCUUAUUUUGGGCAUUCGGAUUGUUUGCAAACAAUCAUCUCAGCUGCACAUUAUUCUCCUGUUGCUGGUUCUUGGGGAUUCGCUCGGUUUGUGAAUGUUAGAGAUGGUAAUGGGAUGACACCUUUGCAUCUUGCGGCAAGACAAAGGCGGCCUAAUUGUGUGCAUAUACUUUUAGAUAAUGGAGCUCUUGUUGGUGCACCGACGGGUGGAUACAGAUGGGCAGGAAGCACCCCGCUUCACUUGGCAGCCCGUGGGGGAUGCUUAGGUUGUGUGAGGGAAUUGCUUACUUGGGGAGCUGAUCGGCUUCAAAGAGACUCAUCAGGAAGAAUUCCAUAUGUAAUUGCAUUAAAAUGUAAGCAUGGGGAAUGUGCAGCUCUACUGAAUCCUUCAUCUGCAGAGCCUCUGGUUUGGCCAAAGCCGUUGAAAUUCAUUAGUGACCUCAGUCCAGAUACAAAGGUUCUUCUAGAGACGGCUCUGAUGGAGGCUAACUUAUUGAGGGAGAAGAAGAUUUUGAAAGGGACGAUGUUUUCCCUUCCAUCCCCUCCACAUUCGGAAGUCAAAGUUGAUGAUGAUACUGGUUCUGAGGCCAGUGACACCGAGCUUUGCUGCAUCUGUUUCGAACAAGCAUGCACAAUUGAGGUUCAAGAUUGCGGCCACCAAAUGUGUGCGCAUUGCACAUUGGCUCUCUGCUGCUACAAGAAGCCCAACACUGCAACCUUGCUUUCUUCAGCUCCAGUCUGCCCAUUCUGCCGAAGCGAAAUAGCCAGAUUGGAGGUGGCAAAGACCAAGACAGCAGAAGAGCUCGACAAGGACACCUCCUCGAAGCUAAGGCGGCCAAGGAGGUCUCGGAAUUUCUGUGAGGGAAGUAGCAGUUUCAAAUGUUUAUCUCCUCCUGUAAGCUCAUUCGGGAAGCUAAUCGGGCAUAAACCGGCUGAUAACAGUGAUUUACUAGACAAGAGUUAAUACAUGGAGCUUCAAAAAGACCCAUCAAACUUAUAUGGAUAGUUCAAGCCAAGCUUGUUCUGUUCUAUCAAAAGAUGUAAACAUGUAAGAGUGGAUGAACAAUCAAUUCAGUGAUUCAUUGUACGUUGGAAGGCCUUUAAGCAUUGGCCAUCAUGUGACUCUUCAUGUAUAAUUGAGCAUGGCUGUGGGGUUCCAUUGUUCAGCAGCCCUUUUAUUUGAUUCCUCUUGUCUCCUUUCCAAGCUUUGCCAUUGAGGUCCUUUGUGGUCUCAGUGCAUCAGUAGCUGAAAACAAUGGAUACAUUGGUUUAUGUUUUUUGAGAAA